AGCUGCCUGCCAAUAACCACCACGAACUCACUCCAGAUCAUGAUGCUGAGGCCGAAGGACUUGUGUCAGGGAUCUGGCACCAAAACUUUCCUGGAAGCCAUGCAGAGCGGGAAAGUCCACUUGGCACGCUUCGUCCUGGACGCCUUGGACGGGCGCAUCAUCAACGGGAAAGCCGAAAACGGGCGAACGCUUCUAAUGCACGCCGUGUGCCUUCAAGAGCAAGCAACUAGAUCUAAAUUCACCCAGCUUUUGCUGGAAAAAGGCGCAGACGUGAAUGCACGGGACGACCAUGGACGCACAGCCUUGAGUCUUGCGUGCGAACAUGGACAUUUAGAUUCGGUGAAGCUCCUGGUGCAAUUCAACGCUGAUCCAGAGCUGACGGACACUUGGGGAAACAGUGCUCUCAUGUACGCCGCGUGUGGAGGACACAGCCAAAUUUUGGAGUUCCUCGUCCGGGCGUUUAAGAAGCUCGGUUUGCGAUUGGAUCGCACCAACCACGCCGGGCACUCGGCCAUCCAAGUUGCAGAUUUCUUCGGCCACAACCAGUGCGUUCAAACCCUCAACGGGUGCGGAAAGAAGACGGUGAGUCCGACAAACAGCACGGGGGAACCCGCUGAAGACCUGCGAUGGCCCAAUCGCCUCCCGAAGCAGGUCCUAGAGAGAUUCUCCAAACAAAUCCAAAGCAAGCACGAGGAAAUCCUCCCGGCUUUGUUUCAGAGACAGCUGCGUGUCGGCGACAGCAACGGCCUGCGGAUUCGCUUCAGACGUCCAGAUGCCAACCAAACCCUCAACAGAUCCGAAGAUGGACCAGAUCUGCUAUUCGCUUCGAAACAGAUUCAAAACUCGGUUCUGAAAGAGGUCGGAAGCACCAAAAGCGCAGAGUGCGAGGUGGACGGCGAGACGCCAAUUUGGGGAAAAACGCGUUCGUUUAAUCUUGACCUCAGAACUGGAAGAAAACAAUCCUAUCAGGGCGACUUGCAUGAAGUCAACAGAUCUGCUCCCAAAUUCAAAAGAGCAUCACUACAAGACGAGAAACCACUUGUGGCGAAGUUCUACAACCAAAACAGCACAAAAACGUCUGGCGAGAGCCGAAAAGACAUGCAAAAACGCGGAAGCGUACCCAAAACUACCAGACAGAGCAAACUUCUGUUUAGUCGGGAAGAACUCGAACCUGAAAGGAUCAAACCUCGCUCUUCUGGGCUCUCCGGGUUCGGAAACAGACUCCUGCGUAGAUUCACGGCUCCUGAGUUCAUGCGACACAUCAGAGACUGUCCCAGCGAAGCUGGACACGGUAGAGGGAAGAUGUCUCGGUCCGAGACCUUCCCGUUCUCGCACACGCACAUGAGAGUGAACAGCCAGCCGAGCGUGGACAGCAUCAGCGCAGUGAGAUGCGAAUUUGAGAGCAAUUCUGCUCUUAAAUGAGCUUUUAAAUGCAUAUUUAGUGUAAAACACUCUUGUGGGCAUUUAGAGAGAUGUUUAUGACUAUGGCAGAGACGUUAUAAAUAGCCGUGUACUUUAUGAAUGUAAGAAGUCGAGCUCUCUUGAGACUUUUAACUGCUGCUGCUGCUGCUCUCAAGGUCUUUUGAACUGCCUCUGUAGAUUCAUUAACAUUCUUCAGCUAAUUUAAUUAUUAUGCACUGCUAAAGAGUGUCUGUGCAUUACGUACUUAUGCAUGCCUAUUAUAGCCUAUUUUUAUAAGCAUAUUUUGAGAAAAGUCAAGCAAAUGUUUUGUGAUUUGUAUGCAUUAAAAUACAAUUUUGUAUAUCUAUGCAUAGCAAUGUAAAUAGUUUAUAUUCUGCAUUCUUUGAUAGACUAAAACAACUGUAUAAAUUCUGACUAAUAUAUAUAUAUGAAUAAAGCACUUGUGUACGCUUGAAGCAUCUGUGUAUAUGAGAAAUAAAACUUGAUAUCAGUGGGUUUUUUUA
Messenger RNA from Labeo rohita (rohu), 1925 nucleotides. RefSeq names its product kinase D-interacting substrate of 220 kDa B (gene ankrd63). Lineage: Eukaryota; Metazoa; Chordata; Actinopteri; Cypriniformes; Cyprinidae. The transcript has a single exon. Gene Ontology annotation, molecular function: protein binding. The coding region runs from base 40 to 1422 and encodes 460 amino acids. The record is from RefSeq and is a predicted model, not a curated record.